Gadus macrocephalus (Pacific cod) is the source of this 2093-nucleotide messenger RNA. RefSeq names its product NECAP endocytosis associated 2 (gene necap2). Gene Ontology annotation, biological process: endocytosis. The record is from RefSeq and is a predicted model, not a curated record. Bases 103 to 1272 code for a protein of 389 amino acids. Gene Ontology annotation, cellular component: membrane; clathrin vesicle coat. NCBI's taxonomy places the organism in Eukaryota, Metazoa, Chordata, Actinopteri, Gadiformes, Gadidae. The transcript is spliced from 8 exons.
UAAACACAACCCCUCAUCGGAUUUGUCUGACUUCUGUCUAAUUUCAAGCCGCCACUGGUUGUCCAUUGAAUUUUCUAAGUUUACUUUGUAAAACCUGACAAAAUGGCAGAAGACAGCGGUUAUGAAUCUGUCAUCUGUGUAAAGCCAGAAGUGCACGUAUACCGCAUUCCGCCCCGUGCCUCUAACCGCGGAUAUCGGGCGGCAGACUGGAAGCUAGAUGAGCCGGCAUGGACUGGCAGGAUGAAAAUAAUCUCUAAGGGCAAGGUGGCGUUCAUCAAGUUGGAAGACAAAAACUCAGGAGAGCUCUUUGCCCAAGCCCAAAUGGACCAGUACCCAGGUUGUGUUGUGGAAGCCGUCACAGACUCCAGCAGAUAUUUUGUGAUGCAGAUACAGGAUGACAGCGGACGCCACGCAUUCAUCGGUCUGGGGUUUGCUGACCGUGGAGACUCCUUUGAUUUCAAUGUGGCCUUACAGGACCAUUUCAAAUGGGUAAAACAGGAGAGUGAGCUCGCAAAACAAGAAGCAAACCAGAGUGUGGCCCCCCCGCUGGACCUUGGCUUCAAAGACGGGCAGACCAUUAAGAUCAGCAUCGGGAACGUCAAAACGAAGGCGGGCGGGGCCAAAUCACGAGCCAUGCCAGGGGGCCUCCUGCCCCCUCCACCGGGAGGGGCCAAGAUCGGGUCUCCGCAGAGCCCCCCGCUCACGCCCCCCAACACCGUGAUGCCCUCCCUGUUGGACCUCGGCCCCGGGGCCCCCGCGGCCCAGCCCACGCCGGACAUCUGGGGAGACUUCACAUCGGCGCCGGCAGGCUCCAGCCCCAGUAACGAUACACAACAUCUGGAUGGGUGCAGUUUUAAAAAAAACUCCGGAAAACCAAAAAAAAAAAUCUCUCUCUCUCUCUCUCUCUCUCUCUCUCUCUCUCUCUCUCUCUCUCUCUCUCUCUCUCUCUCUCUCUCUCUCUCUCUCUCUCUCUCUCUCUCCUCUCUCUCUCUCUCUCUCUCUCUCAUCUCUCUCUCUCUCUCUCUCUCUCUCUCUCUCUCCCUCUCUCUCAUCUCUCUCUCUCUCUCUCUCUCUCUCUCUCUCUCUCUCUCUCUCUCUCUCUCUCUCUCUCUCUCUCUCUCUCUUCUCUCUCUCUCUCUCUCUCUCUCUCUCCUUUCCCCCCCCCCCCCCUCCCCGUACAUUCCAUGGACAAAAGGAUUGUGGCAAAAGACCAAGAGAAUGUUUAAAAAAAACCAGCCAGUCUGGUUUGCAGCACUUGCACUUAAUGAGUAACUGAUUGUUGUGAGAACACCCCCGACUCCUUUGACUACACCGUUUCAGUAGAGAAAACCAUACGUUUUUAUUGUAUCCCUUUUGAUGGGCUAUGCAAUGGGAAUCUCAAGACCUUUUUUGAAUCCAGUCACAUAACUAAUCUGGACGUUGUCGGCCCUCCCAACGGUGUAAAAACCAGUGCAUGAGUAUGCUCUCUGUUGGACAGGUGGGUGUAUUGGAUGUGGAGGUUUGAAGAGAAACAUAGUUGUCUGUCACACUAAAAAACACAUUAAAAAGCCUUCUAUGUUUAAUCAAGUGUGUUGCUCUGCUCCAUCUGAACUACGCUAAAUAUUUAUCCAUUUUACGGACUGUUUUUCCUGUUUUAUCAGCUUCAUUUUCAGAUCAAGCACAGACCUCUCAUAAGGACAGUUUUAGGCAUGUGGGGAAAAUGUUUUUUUUUUUGAUCCAUCCUCGUUUAUGUUUGCAUAUUUUCUCUUCUGGUUCGUCGUAUUCGUGAUUCCUGAAUGUUUAUGAAGGAAUAUUUUGAAAUUAAGAUUGAGACAUUUGGAAAAAAAUUAGUUCUCAUGCCUUUCAUGCAUUUUUCUUUCUUUCAUGAAUGUGUUAAAAAAAUCAAUGAUUUUAUUGUUUGGAAAACUAUGAACUUUUAUGCUAACAUCAAUGUCUUGCCUAACAUCUUCAGUACUUCAAAUCUACCAAGGUGCCUUUUUAAAUGAGAAUCUUUCUGAUUCGUGAUCAUAAUUUGAAAUCAAUAUUUUCAUGAGUGCCUUACUUUAAAAUGAAUUCAACGAUAAGCUUGUCUUGUAAAUAAACGUAUAUGGGGA